AUGGCAACUAGCAAAUCAAGUGGUACAAAAAAAAUUAACCUAGCAUCUGGCGAAAUUUAUCAAGCUUUACUUAAUGAAACAACGAAUGACAGUGACAAGGCAAGUAUUUAUCAUCAACGAGGUCGAAUCAAAUAUUUUCAAGGCGAAUAUCGAGAAGUACUUUCUUAUUAUGAAAAUGCUCUUGUAGUUCAACGACAAUCACUUCCUUCCAACCAUCCUGAUUUGGGGGGUUCCUAUAACAACAUCGGUAAUGUGUAUAGACAUAUGGGUAAUUAUCCAAAAGCACUUUCUUAUUAUGAAAAAGCUCUUGUAGUUCAACGACAAUCGCUUCCACCCAAUCAUCCUGAUUUGGGUUCUUCCUAUAAUGAUAUAGGUAAUGUGUAUAGACACAUGGAUGACUAUUCAAAAGCUCAUUCAUUUCAUGAAAGUGCUGUACAAGUUGGACAGCAAUUAUUACCAGCAAAUCAUCUUAGCCUUCAAAAAUGGAGACAAAACCUGGAACACACAAAAAAGAAAUUAUAA
Molecule: messenger RNA, 522 nt
Organism: Adineta steineri
Lineage: Eukaryota; Metazoa; Rotifera; Eurotatoria; Adinetida; Adinetidae
Source: the annotation of a GenBank genome assembly